UUCACAGGCGCGCGAUUCCGAUUCCCCGGUAUCUCCCGCACACACGCCGAUAUCUCUCUCGGUCUUUUUCUCUCUCUCUCUCUCUCUCUUUCCCUCGUGCCUCAGGCACACCCAUAAAUCGGCCGAUUUAAUCGGCUGAUCGGUCCGACCACGUGCCUGCCGGAGUAAACGACUUGGAGAACCGCUCGAGCUCGAACCCGCACGUUCGACAUCGUCGAGUCCUUCCUUCCGACUUCCCGCUUUAUCGUCGAAAUUCCGAAGGAGACCACUGGUGACCCUGAUUGCCAGAAUCGCCACGAGUUCGCAUCCUGAUCGAGGUGACCCUGUCACGCUCUUCGAGGCCCCGCUUCGCUUCCCUGAGGAGAUUUUCUGUCACGAUGGUGUCCGUCAAGAGUAACAUUGGCCUUCUAAUGAUCGUCACGUGCUUCCUGGUGAAUCACUCUGGCGGUUCAUCGUGCAUCGGAAAGACUUUGCUGAGGUCUGGUGGUAUAUCGUGCGAAGAGAAGCAGAUUAUCCUGGACGAGCACAAUCGAUUGCGACAACUGGUGGCCCUGGGACAGAUACACGGCCAGCCCAGCGCGGCGAACAUGAUGGAGAUGAUCUGGGACGACGAGCUGGCGGCGAUAGCACAGCGAUGGGCAGAUCGUUGCGCCGAGUCGCACGACAGUCUGAGAAACGUCCGUAGAUUUGCGGUGGGACAGAACAUCGCUCGCUCGUGGACGACCAGACCCCCGGGACCUUACGAUGGUGAGCCGAAUUGGAGACGACAAAUUUUGGGUUGGUUCAACGAGGUGCAAUAUUAUCACUCUGGUUACAGCAAGGCCACCGGACACUACACGCAGUUGGUGUGGGGCGACACUUUCCUGCUGGGAUGCGGAUACUCCUACUACUAUGACCCGGCUCGCGGCUACACCAAGAAUUACGUAUGCAACUAUGGGCCAAGCGGAAACGUGCUCGGCUUUCAACCUUAUAAGUCGGGCGAACCUGCAUGCGGCAAUUACGGGAUGUCCUACAGCAACCGAUACUCCGGACUGUGCUCUCGUGGAAGUUAUUAUCACCUGGGUGCGCUGUGUGUAUACGGCUAGAGAGUAUGCGGUUACAUCCCGAGUGUGGAUAUUUAUGAAGAACCGAGUACCGGCCGGCCAAAUAAGCGCAUCGGCACCGCAACGUUUCUACCGGAA
Ooceraea biroi (clonal raider ant) is the source of this 1181-nucleotide messenger RNA. RefSeq names its product venom allergen 5. Lineage: Eukaryota; Metazoa; Arthropoda; Insecta; Hymenoptera; Formicidae. The record is from RefSeq and is a predicted model, not a curated record. Gene Ontology annotation, cellular component: extracellular region.